AUGGCUUCUCAAGUCCACGUGGGUUUAAGAAAUCGUAUGGAGUUAGGAGACGGUGACGGGGGGAAGGGGGAGAGCUUCAACUGCAUGCUGGACUCAUAUUCGACUUUAUCAGCCUCCAGACUAUUCAGCUCUGACAAGAUGAACAGAACGUCAUGGACUGAGUUUGUUUUUCUUGGCUUAUUCAACCACACAACAACACACACAAUUUUCUUUGGUGUCCUUCUGCUCACCUUUCUUGUUGCCUUGUUUGGAAAUUGUCUCUUCCUUUUGGUGAUCCAAACAGGUUCUGAGUUUCAGACCCCCAUGUAUUUCUUUCUCAGUCAGUUGUCCUGUAUGGAUGUUUGUCAAAUAUUCACCAUUGUUCCUAAAAUGUCCAUGGACUUCUUAAAAAAGAAGAACGUCAUUUCCUUGGCCGGAUGCGGCAUCCAGAUGUUUUUCACAUUGACCAUGGGAGGGGGAGAAUGUCUGUUGCUGACUGUGAUGUCCUAUGACAGGUACGUGGCAAUAUGCAAGCCCCUAAAAUACCCUGUACUCAUGUCCAGGAGGAUGUGCGUAGUCUUGUCAGCAGGCACCUGGAUUGGCGCCUCUUUUCAUGCUCUGAUACUCACCCUUUCUGUGUUCCAUCUACCUUUCUGUAAAUCAAACGUCAUCAAUCAGUUUUUCUGCACGGUUCCCAGUGUCCUGAAGUUGUCCUGCUCAGAGGCAUCCGCCUAUGAGAAUGGAUUGUUCGUCACAGGCGUUGUGAUGCUUCUUGGUCCCAUCUCAAUCAUUCUGGCUUCCUACAUUUCCAUCCUCUUGACAGUUCUGGGAAUGCAGUCAGUCGAAGGGAGGCACAAGGCAUUCGGCACCUGCAUAUCCCAUCUGAUUGUGGUGAGCGUCUUCUACGGAGCAGCCAGUUUUAAAUAUAUGAGGCCCAGAUCGUACAGGACACCGCAACAGGAUAAGAUUGUCUCGGUGUUUUGUGACAUUGUGACUCCUACACUGAACCCCCUGAUCUACAGUCUGAGAAACAGAGACGUUUUAGCAGUACUGAGAAAAUGGUAUGGAAAAUGCAAUUGA
This is a messenger RNA of Sphaerodactylus townsendi, 1059 nucleotides long. RefSeq names its product olfactory receptor 2T11-like. The transcript has 2 exons. The record is from RefSeq and is a predicted model, not a curated record. Gene Ontology annotation, molecular function: G protein-coupled receptor activity; olfactory receptor activity. Bases 1 to 1059 code for a protein of 352 amino acids. Gene Ontology annotation, biological process: G protein-coupled receptor signaling pathway. Gene Ontology annotation, cellular component: membrane. Lineage: Eukaryota; Metazoa; Chordata; Lepidosauria; Squamata; Sphaerodactylidae.